AUGAUGAACGCGGACGCAACGGGGCGGCUGCUCAAGUACGACGCGCAGACGAAGAGCGUCACCGUGCUCAAGGCCGGCCUGCCGUACCCGAACGGCGUGGCGGUCAGCCGCGACGGCGCGCAGGUCGUGGUCGCGCACACCGUGCCGUGCCAGGCGUUCAGGUACUUCCUCCGCGGCGCCAGGGCGGGACAGUACGAGCUGAUGGCGGACCUGCCGGGCUACCCGGACAACGUGAGGCGGGACGGCAAGGGUGGCUACUGGGUGGCGCUGAACCAGGAGAAGCAGUGGCUGGACGCGGCUCCGGCGACGGCUCCCGCGAAGCACCUGGCCGGGGUCCGCCUGGACGCCCACGGGGUGGAGGUCGAGGAGCUUACGGCGGCCAAGGGUGUCACACUGAGCGACGUGGCGGAGAGGAGGGGGAAGCUGUGGCUGGGCUCCGUGGAGCUCGAGUACAUCGGCCUCGUUGCUUGA
Molecule: messenger RNA, 471 nt
Organism: Miscanthus lutarioriparius
Lineage: Eukaryota; Viridiplantae; Streptophyta; Magnoliopsida; Poales; Poaceae
Source: the annotation of a GenBank genome assembly